Messenger RNA from Poecilia latipinna (sailfin molly), 2165 nucleotides. RefSeq names its product trichohyalin-like. Bases 9 to 2150 code for a protein of 713 amino acids. Gene Ontology annotation, molecular function: transmembrane signaling receptor activity. Gene Ontology annotation, cellular component: plasma membrane. NCBI's taxonomy places the organism in Eukaryota, Metazoa, Chordata, Actinopteri, Cyprinodontiformes, Poeciliidae. The record is from RefSeq and is a predicted model, not a curated record. The transcript has 5 exons.
CGUAAAGGAUGGAGAACAACAUGGAUGAAGACAGCUCUUCUACAGUCAAUGUCAACAAUGCCAAAAAUCCUCUUAAAUCUGAAGAAGAAGUGGAACCAUCAACACUCCGGUGCUCUUCUCUGUUUUUGGUGUGUUUGGGGUUGCUUUGUGUCAUACUGGCUGCAAAAUUUGUCUACAUGGGUAUGAAGACGGCCAAUCAGCUGGAAAAUAUCAAAACUCUUACAACAGACAAAAAGCGACUGAUUGACCAACGAAAGAUGAUGAAAAACCAAAUUGAGCAGGUCAUCCGAGACAGACGCCUGAGCAUAUUAAGAGAGAGGGCUACCCGAGAGAGGCUUACUCAAGUCAGAGAGGAGCUGAACAAUAAGACAGAGGAGCUGAAACAAGAGACAGAGGAGCUGAAGGAAGAGAGAGGCGAGCUGAGCAAAGAGAAAGAGGAGCUGAACAAACAGAAAGAGGAGAUGAACCAAGACAGAGAGGAGCUGAUUAGUAACAGACGGGAGCUGAAGAAAGAGGGAGACGAGCUGAGGAAAGAGCAAGCCAAACAGAGCAAAGAGAAAGAGGAGCUAAAAAAAGAGGAAGAGGAGCUAAGCAAAGAGAAAACAGGGCUGAGCAAUGAGAAAGACGAGCUGAGCAAAAAGAAAGAGGAGCUGCUGAAAAAAAAUGACGAGAGAGCAGAACUUAUUAAAGAGAAAGACAAGCUGAGCAAAGAGAAGAAGGAGCUGAACACCGAGAAAGACAAACUGAACAAAAAGAAUGAUGAGCUGAUAAAAGAGAAAGAGGAGAUAAGAAAAGAGAAAGACAAACUGAACAAAGAAAAAAACAAGCUGAGCAAAGACAAACAAGAGCUGAGCAACGAGAAAGACAAGCUGAACAAACAGAAAGGAGACCUGGACAGAAUGAAAGCGGAGCUGAUCAAAAAGCAAGACGAGCUCAGCAAGAAAACAAAUGAGCUGAAAAAAGAAACAAAUAAGCUGGACAAAGAGAAAGAUGAGCUGAGCAAAAAGACAGAGGAGCUAAUCAAAAAGAAAGAGCAGCUGAACAAAGAGGAAGAUGAGCUGAAAAAAGAGGAAGAUAAGCUCAUCAAAGAGAAAGGAGAGUUGAUCAAAAAGAUAAAUGAGCUCAGCAAAAAAAUAAUAGAGCUGAACCAAGAGAAAGCAGAGCUGAGGAAAGAGAAAGCAGGGCUGAGGAAAGAGAAAGACAAACUGGACAAAGAGAAAGACGGGCUGAGCAAAGAGAUAAAGGAGCUGAGCAAAGAGAAAGACAAACUGGACAAAGAGAAAGACGCGCUGAGCAAAGAGAUAAAGGAGCUGAGCAAAGAGAAAGAUGAACUGAACAAAGAGGAAGGCGACCUAAACAAAAUGAAAGUGGAGCAGAGCAAAAAAAACGGGGAGCUGAGCAAAGAGAAAGAGGAGCUGAACAAAAAGGCAAAGGAACUGAACAAAGAGAAAGAAGUCCUGAGCAAAGAGCAAGCAGAGCUGACCAAAAAAACCGAGGAGCUGGAAAAAUUGAAAGAGGAGAAUCUGAACAAAGAGAAAGAUGAGCUGAACAAAAAUAAAAGAGAGCUGGACAAGGAGAAAACGGAGCUGGACAAAAAGAAAGCAGACUUGAGCAAAGAGACAGAGGAGCUGAACAGACUGAAAACAGAGCUGAGCAAACAGAAAGCAGAGCUGAGCAAAAAGACAGAAGAGCUGAGCAAAACGACAAAGGACCUGAACAAGGAGAAAGAGGAUCUGAACAAAAUGAAAGAUAAGCUGAGCAAAGAGAAAGAGGAGCUAAAGACAGAGAAAGAGGAGCUGAAGAAAGAGAAAGAGAAACUGAGAGUACAGAAAAAGGAGAAGGAAAAUCAAUGCAAAGACAAAGAUGCCCUGAAAAUCUUCUACAAUUUUGUCAUGACAUUUUCAUCCUUUAAAGUUGAACAUUUCUGUCCUCCAGAUAUGAGACCAAAGUGUCUGGAUUGCAGGAAAGGCUGGAUUUCCUUCAGGGGACACUGCUACUGGUUUGCUGAUACAGAAUAUCAUUCGAAUUUCUGGAACAUGUCUCGACAGAUGUGUCAGUUUGAUAGUGGAGACUUGGUUGUAAUUGAUGAUCUGGAGGAGCAGGUAAAACAUAAUGCCACCUCUACUCUUGAAAUGUUUCUGGAAGACUGAUAGCUUGACAAUACU